UUCUGAUGAAGCGGCUGUGCUUCGACCAAGUGCUUUUAAAACUCUCCUCACACGGAUAACAGAAGAUAAACAUAAAACAGGGUUGACAGAGGAUGUCCAGAGCUGAUUGGGGUUUUCUGGAGCACCUGCUAGAGGAAGGUCAGGAGUACUCAACAGGCGUGGGGCGUGUGUGGCUGACCGUGCUCUUCCUCUUCCGCAUACUUGUUCUUGGCACGGCGGUGGAAUCUGCAUGGGACGACGAACAGUCUGACUUUGUCUGCAACACCAAACAGCCUGGCUGUGAGUCCGUCUGCUAUGACAAGGCCUUCCCCAUCUCCCACUUCCGGUACUUUGUUAUGCAAGUCAUCUUCGUCUCAACACCGACCAUUUUCUACUUUGGCUACGUGGCCUUGAGGACCAGAAACGAGAAUAGGCAAGAGGCGAAGACGGAGGAGGAGGAGGGCAGAAGACAAAGACAUAGAAAAAACAAUGACUGCAAAUUGGAGGUAAUAAAGGAGGAAGAUGAAGAGGGCGAGGAGAAACAAACGCAUAAGAAGCGCAAAGCUCCAGAACCUCUUAAGCUCAAAGGAAAACUGCUGUGCGCUUACGCAACUAGCAUAGUGCUGAAGGUUCUCAUUGAAGCUAGCUUCAUUGUUGGUCUAUGGUUCUUUUAUGGGUUUGUCAUCCAGGCCAAGUAUGAGUGCGAGAGGUCGCCCUGUCCUCACACGGUGGACUGCUUUGUCUCACGGCCCACGGAAAAAACGAUCUUUACCAUAUACACCCAGGUUAUCGCCGUAGUCUCUGUUCUCCUCAACGUUGUGGAGCUUUUCCAUCUCCUUCAACUAGCAGUAACACAUCGACUGAAGAAGAAAUAUCAGGCAGAGGAUGAGAUGAAUAAACUGAUUAGGGUGACUUCUUCUAGAACAGCAUCAGCUAAAGAGCAACUACCAUCAUUCGAGGAAAGAAACCAUCUCUUUCUUCCUGUAGCACACGACGGCUACCCUGCAUCAGGGCUGGACUGGGACAAAAAAAAUCCUCCCUUAACAGAGGACAUGCUCCCUAGUUACUCAAAUUGCAUAAACAAUGUGAAACAUUCCACAAACAAAAAACAUCUUCAUAAAAAACACAAGGCGGAAGACAAACCGAGACAUUAUGAAGAGCACAAAAUGAGAACCAGAGCUCCAAUUUCAGGAACAACCAUGUGUAAAUGAACAUUAGUGGUUUCUGUACAUUGUGGCUCGUUUCCACUGAGCGGUACGGUGCGGUACAGUACAGUACAGUACAGGUCGGGUCUGUAAACCAUGAUCCGGCUUGUGUUAAUGCCCCUGUAGCACGCGCAAGUGACAAUAUCUGUCAACCAAUCACCGUUCUGCACUGAGUCUAGCUCCACCUUUUAGUACCAUACCAUUGUGUUAGGUACCCUAACGGAAGGGUACCCAAAAAGUGGUACGGUACGGUUUGGCUUUUUGGUACCAUUCACAACUUUUGACAGUGGAAACGCAAAUAAUUGCGUACCGUACCGAACUGUACCGUACCGCUCAGUGGAAAUGAGCCAUUGGAGAGCUAUUUCCUUUGUUUAAAUAGGCAGGGAAAUGGCCUGUGCUUUGGGAUGAACUGUAUUUUGUGAUCUGUGGCCAGAUAAGGGAGCCUCUCAAGUAGAUCUGAGAGGCUCAAGGUCAAGAAAUACUCAAACCACUGACCCUCAGAGAAACAAGUACAAUGUCUAAGAAUGCCAAUGCGAAGUCAAGUGCUGAACUGUAUGAUUGAUAUGGUACAGAUAAGGUAGUAUAAUAAUGUUCUGUAACUAAGACCAAAAUCAAAGUCUUACAAUACCAACCAACUGUAUGUAGGCCUACUAUAUUUAAAAUGUAUUUAAGAAUUGUUUUAUAUUUCAUUUAAUAUUUAUUAUCAUUCCUUUUAUUAAAAGAU
Molecule: messenger RNA, 1908 nt
Organism: Pimephales promelas (fathead minnow)
Lineage: Eukaryota; Metazoa; Chordata; Actinopteri; Cypriniformes; Leuciscidae
Gene: gja4
Product: gap junction protein alpha 4
Biological process (GO): cell-cell signaling
Cellular component (GO): connexin complex
Molecular function (GO): gap junction channel activity
Source: RefSeq, a predicted model, not a curated record